Messenger RNA from Cicer arietinum (chickpea), 751 nucleotides. The record is from RefSeq and is a predicted model, not a curated record. NCBI's taxonomy places the organism in Eukaryota, Viridiplantae, Streptophyta, Magnoliopsida, Fabales, Fabaceae.
AGAACAUCAUGGUCGAAAAAAAUCUCGAGAGCUAUUCACAAUGGAUGAAGAUACACUACUUAUUCAAUCAUGGCUCAACGUUUCAAAAGAUUCAAUUAUAGGAGUUGACCAAAAAGCAGAUGGUUUUUGGUUAAGAAUUGCAACAAAUUAUAAUGAGUAUCGUGGGCAGUUGCGAGAGAAAACACUAAGUCAACUAAAAUCUCGAUGGCAUCGAAUUAAUGGUUUCGUUCAAAAAUUUGUUGGGUGUUACAAACAAGCUGUAAGUGGAAAGAAAAGUGGAAGCUCGAAGAAGGACAUCAUGAUCGCUGCACAUGCUUUUUAUUCUCAAGAUACAGGUGGACCAUUUAAUGACGAAUAUGCAUGGCGAUUGCUAAAAUGUGAACCUAAAUGGAUGGGAGCAUCAAUUGAAUGUUCUUCAAAAAGAACAAAGAACUCUACUAGUGGAGCCUACUCAUCAUCUCCUAAUACAGAGACAAGUUAUGAAAUUGACUCAACAUCACCAAUGGAGCGUCCAAUGGGACAAAAGGCAGCAAAAAGAAUGGGCAAGGCAAAGGCGGUUGAAACACCUCUUAUUAAUACUGUUGUGCAAGAUAUAAUGAAUAAAAAAGUAGCCGCUUUAGAAAAACUGGCACAACUAAAAGAGGACGAGAUGGAGUUCAAGGCAAUGGAGGUCAUCAUGAAAGAUACAUCCGGAAUGAGUGAGAGUCAACUCGAAGUUCAUGAAAUUUAUUGUAAUAAACUUAAAAAAAAA